UACACAACUCUCUUAGCCCAUGAAACAUGGCCUCAACGUACCAAAUUUUCUACGUAGCCUUAUCUGUUUUGGGUGUUUGGGCUUCCCAUGCCAUGUCUCGCACACUCCUUGAACCAUCCAUGUUGGAGUGGCACGAGCAAUGGAUGGUCCGUCAUGGGCGUGCGUACACUGAUGCAAUUGAGAAGGAACGACGUUUCAAGAUAUUCAAAGACAAUGUGAAAUUUAUAGAAUCAUUCAACAAUGAUGGCAACCAAUCCUACCGACUAAGCGUAAAUGAAUUUGCAGACCAGACCAAUGAAGAGUUCAGGGCCGCACACAACAGCUUUAGGCCUGCAAAAGCAAGGGCGUCGGCAGCAACGCCCUUCAUGUAUGAGAAUGUUACUGCACCCUCUAACAUGGACUGGAGAAAGAAAGGCGUCGUAACUCCUGUCAAGGACCAAAGAGAUUGUGCAUGUUGCUGGGCCUUCUCCACCGUUGCGGCUAUAGAAGGGAUUACAAAACUUAAAACGGGUAAAUUACAUUCGCUAUCCGUGCAAGAGCUAGUGGACUGCAACACUGAGAAUUAUGGCUGUAAUGGUGGUUACUUACACAUCGCCUUCAAUUUCAUAAAACGCAACCGUGGCCUCACAGCUGAAACUAACUACCCAUACAAGGGGGUUAAGGGCAGUUGCAACACCAAGAAAGCUUCUAACCUUGCGGCCAAGAUCAACGGUUACGAAGAUGUCCCACCCAACAGCGAGAAGGCACUACUGAAGGCCGUGGCCAACCAGCCAGUUUCCGUCUACGUUGAAGGCAGCGGAUCUGCCUUCCAAUUCUACUCCGGCGGUGUCUUCACAGGCCCUUGCAGAACCGAUCUAGACCAUGUCGUGACGGCCGUUGGUUAUGGGACCACUGAUGAUGGGACCAAGUACUGGUUGGUGAAGAAUUCAUGGGGCACUAACUGGGGUGAAGGCGGAUACAUGAGGAUGAAAAGAGACGUCGAUGCUAAGGAAGGAGUGUGUGGCAUUGCCAUGUUUCCUUCUUACCCAACCGCGUAAUAGAUAAUCCACAGACGAUGGAUGUUAAAGUAACUUAUGUGUUGAAAGUUACUUAUCCCCGUAAAGUUGUAGUUUUUUUUCUUUUCAACCUUUUCACUUUCCAACUUCCGUGAUGGAUGGUCCAUGUCAAAGAAGGCCCCGGCCACAUUGUCCAAGCGCUCCCUUUACAUCCGUUUAGCUUAUAAAUGCUAUGUUCUGUU
Messenger RNA from Magnolia sinica, 1237 nucleotides. Its product is annotated as ervatamin-B-like. The transcript has 2 exons. The coding region runs from base 27 to 1037 and encodes 336 amino acids. Lineage: Eukaryota; Viridiplantae; Streptophyta; Magnoliopsida; Magnoliales; Magnoliaceae. Gene Ontology annotation, molecular function: cysteine-type endopeptidase activity. Gene Ontology annotation, cellular component: lysosome. The record is from RefSeq and is a predicted model, not a curated record.